AUGGGAGGAGCCUUGGACAGGUGUAGCUGAGAGAUCAACGUGGCACUCUGUCGGUUGGCAGUGUGGCUCUGUGGACUCGAGUUGUGUGGUGCCUCUCAGAUCCCUGUCGACGCGUGAAGAGGAAAAUCCAAGAUGGCGAAUCUAGCGACAACCGCUGCGAUGGUGUUAGCGGCUUCUGCUAUUGUGUUUUUAGCGGUGAGCAACAAGCGAGUGAACGAGGCAGCUCUAGCGAAGAAAUUGGAGGUGGAGAGAACAGUGGGAGAAAAAGAUGAUGAGAUUAAGAACUGCCAAGCAACUGCUAGUGAAAAGUCCAACCAUAUCUCAGCCCUGAAGACGAAGGUAGAAGGUGUCAAGCAACAGGUGAAGCAAGUGCAAACCCAGAUUGACCCUAUCGCCGGAGUCAGCGAUAAGGAUGUUGAGGCACUGUCGAAAGAACUAGCCGAACUUCAGAGUAAGUUUGAUGAAGUUAACGCCGAAAUAGCCAGCUUGGGAAGUUCCACGACUGCUGGCACUACAUUGUAAAUUUAACUCCUCUCGAAGUUUGCGAAAGGAAGGAAGGGAAGGAA
Penaeus monodon (black tiger shrimp) is the source of this 566-nucleotide messenger RNA. RefSeq lists its product as uncharacterized. NCBI's taxonomy places the organism in Eukaryota, Metazoa, Arthropoda, Malacostraca, Decapoda, Penaeidae. Bases 133 to 522 code for a protein of 129 amino acids. The transcript has 5 exons. The record is from RefSeq and is a predicted model, not a curated record.